This is a messenger RNA of Prorocentrum cordatum, 624 nucleotides long. The record is from the annotation of a GenBank genome assembly. Lineage: Eukaryota; Dinophyceae; Prorocentrales; Prorocentraceae.
CUUCCGGGGAGGGGCCACGCCCGCACUGCCCGGGCCCCGCUGCGCGCGCCACCGAUACAGGCCAGGGGCCGGGAGGCGCGCGCGCCCGCACGCGGGGCGAUGGAGUCCGGAUCCGCCCUGGCCGCCUGCGGGCGGCCCGGGUUCCUGUCCUACUACUGGGCGGGCGAGAGGAAGGUCCACAUGAUGAGCUGGGGGGACCACAACGCCUGGGCGCUCACGCCGACGGAGCUCCCGCCAGACGUCGACAUCUCGCCAGGGACGAAGCUCCACGCCAUGUGCAGGACGGCCCACGAGUACAACGGCGUCGUCUGGGCCGCCGAAAACGGCGUGCACCACCUCUACACGGACCACACCGAGUGGGGCUACUGGAAGUACGAGGUCUUCGAGACGGUGGGGAUGACCAAGUACACGCCCCUUGCCGCGGUCGGAAGACCAGGCUACUUGUCGGUCUGGUGGGCCGCAGACGGCAGGAUCCUCCGCAAGCACAUGGGCGAGCACAACGGCUGGGUCCCGCAGGACGAGAUCAUGGAGCCCCCCGUGCCGAUCUUGGCCGGGACGCCGGUGUACGCCUUCGCCCGGUCGGGGGAGCAUGACGGCGUGUCCCGGACCUCCCUAGACUUUUGA